Molecule: messenger RNA, 3090 nt
Organism: Didymella exigua CBS 183.55
Lineage: Eukaryota; Fungi; Ascomycota; Dothideomycetes; Pleosporales; Didymellaceae
Exons: 2
Coding region: 122-2779 (885 amino acids)
Biological process (GO): actin cytoskeleton organization
Molecular function (GO): actin binding; small GTPase binding
Source: RefSeq, a predicted model, not a curated record
CUCUGCCAAAUAUGCCAGACAUGUCCCUGCUGUAGCCUGCACACGUACAGAUUGCCGUGCUGCCCGUCACCGCGUCCACCAUCGCACCUGCACUUCCCAUCCCGUCGUCGCUGCCCUCGCAAUGGCAGCGCCUGCGCCUGGCCCCGCCGCAGGGCAUCGCCGCCACAAGUCAGCCUCUGUGCUCAAGUCGAUCAUCAGCCAGCACAAGCGCUCGCCAUCUGAUGCCACUGCGUUGAAGGCUGCGCCCUCGACUGCCCCAUACAUUCCUACGCCAUCUGCGACUAUGAACGCGCCGCUGCUGCCGCCAGACCACCCCCACAGCCAGCAGCGAACCGCCAACAACCAGGUCGAGAACCUCCCCUUCCUCCCGCCGUCGCCCCGCAAACAAUCGCACGACUCUCGCAGCUCGAGCCCACGGAAGGGCCUGCACAAGAAGACCCUCAGCACCGUGUCGCUGCGGUCUCUGGGCAAAGACAAGGCGAAAGACCAGCAGUCGACCGACCUCAGACGAUUGCAGGACGAGGAAGAGCCGCUCGACAAGUUCAAGAAGACCAAGUCAUCGACCAAUCUGACGUCUAUGUUUGGAAAGAGCAAGUCCAGGAAGAUUGCACGGUCGCCCAGCAAAGACAAGGAGAACACGGCGCCCAUCCUCUCUGCAGCCUUGGCGUCUGAACCACCCCCAACACCCAUUUGGGCACAGUUCAGCUCGCAGCCUCUCCAAGACGUCACAACUACGAGCAAGGUUCCGCUCAACGACCAGCGCCGUAGCCUCGAGGACGAGAUCGACCUGUACACUCCACACAACUACUCCCCAUCGAAGCAGCGCGACUUCUUCGAGGUCGGCCAGCCAUCUUUGCCGCAGCGGCCUGCGCCCAAAGAGCGACCAAAGUCCAUGCACGUGCCAAAGUCCACAACAUCAUUGCUUGGCACAUUCUCGCGCAAGAAGAGUACUGAUCGAGCUCCUUUGACGAAUGCACAGGGGAAUGGGGAGAGGACAAGAGACAGCUCGCCGUCGAAGAGCAAGCCUAGCAGACCCACGCUCAAUCGUGCUAGCACAGACAUUGGCAGACAGCCCGUGGCAGCUGGAGCUCUGGAUCCACCACCUAGUCCGACAAAGAAACAAAACAGGGUUAUGGCUGCAGUUGCUGCCUUCAACGGUAGGGCGAAGCAGACAGACGCUCCGCUGCCACCCGCCAAGGAGCUCGAUCCAAAGGUCGUGGAUGCGGAGUUCGAGGAAGUCUUGGAAUCGCGAAAUAUUCCUACCCACCAGCGCGCCGCAAUGCGAACACUCAAGAUUGAAGUCAAAGCCGACUUUGUCCGCACACACAAACUUGAUACACCACGAUUAUCCACAGCAUCCAUUCCGUCAAUUGGAGAGACUGACGGCAAAGGCAUUUCCAAACUGCAGCCUACAAAAUCCACCAAGUCAAGGAACGAUUCUGCACAGGAGGAGAACCUGACAAUGCAGAGUAGAGCUGACGGUACCAAACGCGAGCGUCCAACAAGUAAAUCGUUCACCUUCAGGAGCAACUCUCCAACAAAGAAGUCGAGAGCUACGGAACUAGGGACAGCAGCUAAGCCCAGUCCAAUACCCAAGUCGCCAUCGUCCAGAUCACUAUCCUCAGAUGCAGCGUCGAAUAGAUCAGUCUCGAACAGCUCGAAGACAGUCAAAUCUACUGAGUUCAUCAACUAUUUGAAGAAGAAUCCUAAGCCUCAGGACGUCGAAGUAGGAAAGCUGCACAAGCUGCGACUCUUGCUGAGAAAUGAGACGGUCGAAUGGGUCAACACAUUCAUCCAAGAUGGUGGCAUGCUGGAGCUUGUGGCUCUGCUCCACCGAAUCAUGGAAAUUGAGUGGCGCGAAGAUCACGAGGACACGCUCCUACACGAGCUACUGCGCUGCUUGAAGGGGCUCUGCACAACAGACAGUGCCCUCAAGCAACUCGCCAGCAUUUCUCCUACGCUCUACCCAGCACUUCUUGGUAUGCUCUUCGAUGAAGAGCACAAAGGACCUAGUGAGUUCACCACUCGUGAGCUUAUCAUACAAAUCAUCUUCGCACAUAUCGAUCAGGCCCCUGAACCAGAGCUUUCCACUCGUGCGGCCGAACUCCUUGGAUACCUUCGCGAUCCCGUAAAAGAGAAGGAGUCUUCGACUGUUCCUUUCAUCCUGCAGAUGCACACAUCUCGUCCAUACCAGGUAUGGUGUAAAGAGAUGACAAACGUCACAAAAGAAGUGUUCUGGAUUUUCAUUCACCACCUCCAAGUCAUUCCCAUUCCACCCGCGCCCUCUGAACCUACGAGUUAUGCGAGGGCUCACUUCCCUGGGCCUCGCGCCAUUGUCCCUGCCGCUCCUUAUGUCGGUGGAGUCGAGUGGGACGCAACAAACUACCUAGCGACGCACAUCGACCUCCUCAACGGACUGCUAGCCUCGCUGCCAACACGUGAUGCACGCAACGAACUUCGCGAAGACCUCCGCAUCUCUGGGUUCGAGAAGUUGAUGGCUCACCUACGUGCCUGUAACCCUAAAUACUACGGAGCGGUGCACGACAGCAUCAAAGUGUGGAUCGGCGCAGCGCUGGAGGACGACUGGGAUGUCAAGCCUGUCAGGAUGGGCAGCGACAAGAACAAUGGCAGCACGAGUCCAGUGAAAUUGAGCCCAAAGAAGAAAGCCGAGCCAGCGCCGCAGAUUGAUGUGCCCAAACUCGACCUUGGAUUGGCGUUUGACCGAGAAAUUGAUAUUGGCGGGCCUGUUGGUGGCAAGAAGGACGACGACUGGAUCUGAAACAAGAGUUGGAUGUGGUGACAGUUGGAUUUCUCAUAUUAUUCUGGCGCAGGUUUGGAUCCGGCUUUACAUUUUUUGGAGUAGCUCUUCGCCCUCCUUUCGACACUCCUCUUUCGCGGUCUCAAUCUGGCUGCAUACUCACGACUUCCCACGAACAUGACGACCGAGACGGCGACUCUCCUUUUGUUGGCUGCUGCAGCUGCUGUCCAAGAGCUAAAGCGCGUGCCUUGUAUAUAUACUACAUACAAUUUCUUGAGUUACAGGGUGGGCGCGUGAAGCAUUCGUAGCAAUCUUAAUCACUGCACUGUUAA